CCAAAAUGGUUUCAUGUGCAUGAUGUUCUACAAGAGGGACAGCCAUGUCAUCGAACUACAAACUGGUACACCAACUAGAAGACUAGAAGAAGCAUGUACUGGUCUUUACUUUGAUAGGACCACAGCCUCCUACAUCACGUUAGUCACGUCAAAUCCGGAACAACGCAAGUGUCCUCAUUUCGGGAGAUACUCAGUGAGUGGAGUGACAAAGAGAGACCAGCGUCGCGCUCGCUCCCACGAGAUACAAUCGCAUCCAAUCGAUAUGAUUGGCACGCUCUCUCACUCCUACGCCAAUCAGAAUUAUAGGCGUUCAGCAGGCAGCAGAAAGUUGCAGAGUUUUGGGGAUGAUGAAGACGGUUGUUCACUAGAUCUGAAGACCUUGGUAGUUGGUUGCAGUGCUUCUGAUACCAUGGAAUUCCGUUCAGACUGUGAUAACAGUCCUGAGAAACCUCGUGUCACAUCUGUCUACCAAUGCCACGGAGGGUGGGUAGAGAACGGUACCCACUUCCUGAUCACCACCCCGCUGAGCCGUAGCUCCAGGGGGGCACGCCGCUACUGUUUCGCCUACGAGGCUGCCAGUGGAGGGUCCACAGGGGGAGCCCAGGGGGGCCCAGGAGGUGCCCCAGGGGGGUCGGGGGGUAUCACAGGGGGCUCUGUCAUACGAUUCUCAACCAGCUCCAACACGUGUACACGGGAUAGCAGUGCUGCAACUGAUAGUAAUGUGCUCGCUUUCAACAUUACUAAUCAAGGACAAUGCACCGAGACAAGCAGCUCCACCCGACUGCAUACAACUGCAUGGCUGCACCUAAUUGCAUUGCUGCAACUCAUCACCCACUUCGCUAACAAUUUGAGACUGCAUCAUCAACUCCCACCCUUAAUCCCCCCCACCCUAAUCCCUGUCAGGUGAUUUUAAUUCUAAUCUAAUCUAGGAGAUUCAAAUAUUACAUAUUACUAUUUUAAAUUGUAGCCGAAUUCUAACUGAAUUCGUUUAUAGCCGAAUCCUUACUGGAUUUGUGAGAUUAUAGCUGAACAACUUUACACUUAAGUGAUUAUACAAAGUAAGACUUACCUCUUGUACAGAAAUAACUCUACGAUUUCUUGGACAGAAUCUCUUCUAGACAAUUUGAAACCUAAAAUAUAUGAUAUAUUAUAAACAUAAAUAAAUCCAACAACGAACUGAGAUGAGAUAUAUAGUUGAAUUUGUAUAAUAUUUAAAUAAGUAAUAUCAAUCACAAUAUAUUAUUAUUAAGUACCGAUAGGUGAUAAGUUACAAAAAUUAUAUAAUAUAGGUAACAAGGCAAUGUUAUGGAGAAAAGAUAGAGCAAGAAGAUACAUACCCCAUGUUUUAAAGAAUUCAUUGGAAGUUUGGAAUUUUUGUAUCAAAUUAUGAUGUUGUGUAUCAAGUUAAGAUGAUACUGUAUCUUACUGAUACAUUAGAUUGGAUUAGAAUGGUAAAGCUGCGUUUACACCAAAGUUAUUAACAAACUGUUUAUUUUUCCGUCCUUAUAGAUUCUAUUAGAUUGAACGGAGCUUGACAAACACAUAUGUUCAUCAUGUGUAUGAUAAGUUAUGUUCAAUCUAAUAGAAUCUAUAAGGACGGAGAGAUAAACAUUUUGUUAAUAACUUUGGUGUAAACGCAGCUAACUGCUACAGUAGGUACUCUAAUAUGACAGUUCCAAAUAAUUUUGGUUCAAACUAAAUUUUUAGAUGAACGUAUAACCACUAGAGAAAAUAUAGCAACUUAUCAUGUUGAUUCUUUUCCAAUCAUUAAUUCAAUAUUGUAAUUGUGAAAUGAAAGGAAUAAAUACAUAAAUGUCACUCAAAAUGUAUAA
Messenger RNA from Nilaparvata lugens (brown planthopper), 1832 nucleotides. RefSeq lists its product as uncharacterized. The transcript has 6 exons. The record is from RefSeq and is a predicted model, not a curated record. NCBI's taxonomy places the organism in Eukaryota, Metazoa, Arthropoda, Insecta, Hemiptera, Delphacidae. The annotation marks the transcript as partial.